Molecule: messenger RNA, 10021 nt
Organism: Elgaria multicarinata webbii
Lineage: Eukaryota; Metazoa; Chordata; Lepidosauria; Squamata; Anguidae
Gene: EP300
Product: E1A binding protein p300
Exons: 31
Coding region: 1546-8919 (2457 amino acids)
Biological process (GO): positive regulation of transcription by RNA polymerase II
Cellular component (GO): histone acetyltransferase complex; transcription regulator complex; nucleus
Molecular function (GO): transcription coactivator activity; histone acetyltransferase activity; zinc ion binding
Source: RefSeq, a predicted model, not a curated record
GCCGCGGCCGCUCGCUUCCCUCUGAGGAAACGGGAGUGAAGAAACAACAGCCGCCAUUUUGUUUGUGUGUGAGCGACGAGGGGAGGGAGCGAACGAUUGGGACCGAGCUGGGCGGGCAGAGCCUGGGAGGGGGAAAGCAACGACAGAGAUCUCCAGCAACUCAGGGCCCCUGGCCGGUCAGACCUGAGAGAACCCGAAACCUCCGUGAUACACCCACUACACUAGCUCGCAGCCAGUAGUGGAGUACGCACUCCCGGCUUCGGCUAGAGACUCGGGACCCUGGGUGGACCCCACCCACAGUCCUUCCUGGCUAUUGAGCCCUUUCGCGGGGUCAGGAGGCCGCCUCGCCCCGAUUUGGAGAGCUGUUUCUUCUCUCUACACCCCCGUUCCCCUGGUUCUACAUGGCGGACAUGAGACGGAGCCGCUCCAGAAACGCCUGAGGCACCGCGUCUCCGGUUCCGAUGAGAGUCUUAUCCUUUCCGUAGACCAAGCGCUCGAAACCAUCCUUACCCCCCGGGGAGGGGGAAGAGGCAGAAAGAAGGGGGGGAGGGGCCGCUGUUGCUGCUGCCUUCGCCGCUGCUACUACUGCUGCUGCUUCCUCUUGCUGCUGCUUUGGGAUCGAUCCCUCCGUCUGACCAGAAGGGGGGUACCCUGCUACAGAGAAAGAAAGGAAGAAAAGGUGGGGGUGGCGGGGCGCGAGUCCUGAAGCCCACCCUCUCCAGACCCCAUCCCAGGAUCUCUGCUGCCUCCAUCGGGACAACAACCCCUCCUCCGUCUCCUUGUUCCUGCACAACAAGAUGUGAAGCGGAGGCUCCUGGGACUUAGCUUCAUCCUCCUCCUCCUUCUUACGGCUCCCUUUUCUGCAGCCAUUAGUGACUGGCGAGAAAGGCGCAGGGGGAGUUGGAGACCCUCGAUACGCUUCGUCUGUGCCCCCCUUCCCCAGCCCCCUCUUCACUAGCAGUGGGCAUUUCCCCUCCUUUGCAGGCUGGUUUUUGGAAAGAGGGGAAAGGAUCUGCGAGCGGAGGAGAACGAGCCUUUCUCCUUUUUUCUCCUCUCCUCCUUCGCCCGCCUCCUUGUGGCGAUGAGGAGGAGGAGGACGACGCCGAGGAGGAAGAGGUUGAUGGCGGCGGCGAAGAGGCAGCAGGAGGAGAAGACGACGACCCCCCGGAGGAUGAAGAUGGUGGUGUUGGCGGCGAGGAAGCACCAACAGCCCCACAGCCGGAUUUAAUUCGAUUUGCAAAUCCACCAAGCCCUCUUAAUUGUCUUUUGGAAAGGGGCUGCUCUGCUCUUUUCAUCCUUGUUUUUCCCUGUGGCCCGGAGAAAAGACUGCUUCCCCCACCCUGUUUCCCAUCUCUGUUCCCCCUUAGUCGUUGCUACCCAACGGAGACCGAUCCCGAGGGGCAGAAAAAGAGGAACUUUGUCCCUUUCUUUCUUCAGUUCCUUCUCAUACUGUUGUUCGGUUGAUUCCGGAUCCAAUAAGAAGGUUGACGGCAUUGGGGAUCCCCAUCUUCAAUUUGGGCUCUGUUUGUCUAAAAAGAAUUAAAAAUGGCCGAGAAUGUGGUGGAGUCGGGCCCGCCUUCAGCCAAGAGGCCUAAACUCAACAACUCACCGUCUCUCUCUGCAAGCGAUGGCACAGAUUUUGGAACCCUCUUUGAUUUGGAACACGACUUACCCGAUGAACUAAUCAGCUCCACAGAACUGGGACUUACCAAUGGUGGUGACAUUAAUCAGCUGCAGACUAGUCUUGGUAUGGCACAAGAUGCUGCUUCUAAACACAAACAGCUGUCUGAAUUGCUACGGGCUGGUAGUUCACCAAACCUUAAUAUGGGAGUCGGUGGGCCAGGCCAGGGCAUGGCCAGUCAGCCCCAACAGAACAAUCCUGGAAUGGGAAUCUUAAACAGUAUGGUCAAAAGUCCCAUGGCACAGGCUGCGUUGACGUCUCCGAGUUUAGGGAUGGGUGCAAGUGGACCAAACCAAGGUCCAUCAACUCAGUCCACUGCAGGAAUGAUGCCAGCAGUAAACAGUCCAGUAAAUCAGCCUGGAAUGGGAAUGAAUGCAGGAAUAAAUGCUGGCAUGAAUCCUGGUAUGAUGGCUGCAGGAAAUGGACAAGGUAUGAUGCAGGGGCAAGUUUUGAACGGUUCAAUUGGAGCUGGAAGAGGACGUUCCAACAUGUCUUACCCAAACCCAGGAAUGGGUAAUGCUGGUAACUUACUGGCUGAGACGCUGCAGCAAGGUUCUCCACAGAUGGGAGGCCAGGCAGGCUUGAGGGGCCCGCAGCCUGGAGCAAUGGGCAAGAUGGGAAUGAUGAACAACCCCAGUCCUUAUGUCCCGCCAUACAGCCAAAACACUGGACAACCAAUUGGAGCCAGUGGGCUUGGUCCCCAGUUGCAGAAUAAACCGGUAUUACCUAACAGCUUACCCCAAUUUCCAAUGGACAAGAAACCAGUGCCUGGUCCAGUAAUGCCUAACAUGGGUCAACAGCAGACUCCUCCAGUUCAGCAGACUGGGAUGGUGUCAACUGCCCCCCAGGGUAUGGGAUCAGGAGCACCUACAGCAGACCCAGAAAAACGCAAGCUCAUUCAGCAGCAACUUGUUCUCCUUUUACAUGCUCACAAAUGUCAGCGGCGGGAACAAGCAAAUGGUGAGGUACGACAGUGUAACCUCCCUCAUUGUCGAACCAUGAAGAAUGUCCUCAAUCACAUGACGCACUGCCAGGCUGGAAAAUCCUGCCAGGUGGCUCAUUGUGCAUCUUCACGACAAAUCAUAUCACACUGGAAGAAUUGUACACGGCAUGAUUGUCCUGUGUGUCUGCCUCUCAAGAAUGCUGGGGACAAAAGAAAUCAACAAUCAUUACUAGGUGGUGCUGCAGUAGGACUUGGAAAUUCUGGUUCUGUAGGAGUGGGACAGCAGACAACACCCAACAUAAAUGUUAAUAAUCAGAUUGACCCCAGCUCUAUUGAGAGGGCUUAUGCAGCUCUCGGACUGACAUAUCAAGGGAACCAGAUGCAGACACAGACUCAGGCUCAAGUGAAGAGCCAGCAACAAGGACAGUCACCACAGGGACUUCGCCCCAUGAAUCCCACGAAUGCUAAUCCUAUGGGAGUGAAUGGAGGUGUUGGAGUUCAAGCCCAGAGUCUGCUACCUGAAUCAAUGUUGCAUUCAGCUAUGAAUUCUCAAAAUCCUAUGAUGAAUGAAAAUGCCAAUGUUGCCAGUCUGGGGGCCAUGCCAACAGCAACACAUCCAUCUGGCAUUGGAAUUCGAAAACCAUGGCAUGAAGAUAUUACUCAGGACCUCCGAAAUCACCUUGUCCAUAAACUAGUACAAGCCAUAUUUCCAACUCCUGACCCUGCAGCACUAAAAGAUAGGCGCAUGGCAAAUCUUGUCUCCUAUGCUCGGAAGGUGGAAGGGGACAUGUAUGAAUCAGCAAAUAGCAGGGCAGAGUACUACCACUUAUUAGCAGAGAAGAUUUAUAAAAUCCAGAAGGAACUGGAAGAAAAAAGGAGGACUAGACUGCAGAGGCAGAACAUGAUACCAAACCAAGUCAUGCCGUCAGCUCCUGUGAAUCAAGGGUCUAUGGGGCAGCCGCAGCCUGGGUUAACAUCAAAUGGUCCUCUUCCCGACCCGAAUAUGAUUCGUGCCAGUGUGCCAAAUCAGAUGGUGAAUCGCAUGCAGACACCACCAGGAAUGACUCAGUUCGGCAUGCAGAUACCAUCAGUUGGACCCCGGCAAACUCCUCCCCUACAGCAUCCUGCACAGUUAAGCCAGACAGGGACCAUGAGCCAGUUACAGAUGGGAUUUUCCCCACGUAUGCAACAGCAAGGGGUUGGACAGCCUUCCAGUCAGAGCCAGUUCCUGCAACAGAAUCAGUUUCCUGCAUUGUCCCCUGGAAUGAAUCCAACAAACACGCCUAUGACUCAGCCUGGCAAUCAGACUCCAACUUCUCAAGCACAAAUGACCAGCUCUUCCUGUCCUGUGACUUCUCCAGCAGUGGCUCCAGGUUCUCAGGGGAGUCAUAUUCAUUGUCCCCCUAUUCCGCAGUCAACUUUGCACCGAAACUCUCCUUCUCCAGUACCAAGUCGUACUCCCACACCUCACCAUACACCCCCAGGUCUGGUAUCCCAACAGCAGCAGCCAUCAGCACCACCACAGGCCACAAUUGCCUCUGCUCCUGCCAGUGUUUCUCAAGCAAUGCCACCUGGACCACAGUCACAAACUAUGCACCCCCCUCAGAGGCAGACUCCCACACCUCCCCAGACUCAGCUGACUCCACAAGUGCAGCCUCCAGUUUCUGUUACCCCUUCUGCAGAGCAACAGCUGCCACAGCAACCUCUCUCACAACAGAGCACGACUGCAUCUGUGCCCACACCAACAGCAACGCUGCAGCCUCAACAUCCUACAACACCCCUUUCACAGUCAGGUGCAAAUAUUGAUGGGCAGGUAUCAAACCCACCAUCCACCAGUAGUGCAGAUGUGAACUCUCAGCAAGCUGCCCCUGAGCAGCAGCAGCAACCUUUGCCUGAAAUUAAAAUGGAGGUUAAAAUGGAAGAGGAGGAGUCAGAACAAACAGACCUUCAAAUGGAAGAGAAACCAGAGGUUAAGGUAGAAUCCAUGGCCGAAGAAUGUAAAUCUGAACCAACAGAGCAGGAGGAGAAGAAACCAGAAGUGAAGCAAGAAGUGAAGGAAGAGGAGGAAAGACCUAGUACUCCAGGUACUCAGUCUUCACCGGCUUCAGGACAGUCGAAGAGGAAAAUUUUCAAGCCAGAAGAGUUGAGGCAGGCACUUAUGCCAACUUUGGAGGCACUUUACCGUCAAGAUCCAGAGUCCCUUCCCUUUCGACAGCCUGUGGAUCCCCAGCUUCUAGGAAUUCCUGAUUAUUUUGAAAUAGUGAAGAACCCCAUGGACCUUUCUACUAUCAAGAGGAAGCUUGACACAGGACAGUACCAGGAGCCCUGGCAAUAUGUGGAUGAUAUUUGGCUCAUGUUCAACAAUGCCUGGCUUUACAACCGCAAAACGUCUAGAGUGUAUAAAUACUGCUCCAAGUUGGCAGAGGUGUUUGAGCAGGAAAUUGAUCCAGUUAUGCAGAGCCUUGGUUAUUGCUGUGGACGAAAGUUGGAGUUUUCACCACAGACUUUAUGUUGCUAUGGAAAACAGUUAUGCACAAUCCCACGAGAUGCUACAUAUUACAGUUACCAAAACAGGUAUCAUUUCUGUGAGAAGUGCUUCAACGAAAUCCAAGGGGAGAGCGUUUCUCUGGGGGAUGACCCAUCACAACCUCAAACCACAAUAAAUAAAGAUCAGUUUUCAAAAAGAAAAAAUGAUACACUGGAUCCUGAACAAUUUGUUGAAUGUAUAGAAUGUGGAAGAAAAAUGCAUCAAAUUUGUGUACUUCACAAUGAGACAAUCUGGCCAUCUGGCUUUGUUUGUGAUGGUUGCCUAAAGAAAACAGGGCGAACCCGAAGAGAGAAUAAAUUCUCUGCUAGAAGAUUACCAACCACAAGACUUGGUACAUUCUUGGAGAACAGAGUGAAUGACUUUCUGAGAAGACAGAAUCACCCUGAGUCAGGAGAAGUCAUUGUUAGGGUGGUUCAUACUUCAGAGAAAACUGUAGAAGUUAAACCAGGAAUGAAAGCAAGGUUUGUAGAUAGUGGAGAGAUGGCAGAACAGUUCCCUUAUCGAACAAAAGCCCUCUUUGCUUUUGAGGAGAUUGAUGGUGUAGAUUUGUGCUUUUUUGGUAUGCAUGUUCAGGAGUAUGGGUCAGAUUGCCCACAACCCAACCAGAGGCGAGUAUACAUAUCUUAUCUUGACAGUGUUCAUUUCUUCCGCCCUAAAUGCCUGAGGACUGCUGUCUAUCAUGAAAUAUUAAUAGGAUACCUAGAAUAUGUCAAGAAACUGGGGUAUACAACUGGACAUAUCUGGGCCUGCCCCCCUAGUGAAGGAGAUGAUUAUAUUUUCCAUUGCCAUCCUCCUGACCAAAAGAUACCCAAACCCAAACGACUGCAAGAGUGGUACAAAAAGAUGCUGGAUAAAUCGGUGUCAGAGCGCAUAGUCCAUGAUUACAAGGAUAUUUUUAAGCAGGCAACAGAAGACCGUCUAACAAGUGCAAAAGAACUGCCCUACUUUGAAGGUGACUUCUGGCCAAAUGUUCUAGAAGAGAGCAUUAAGGAGCUAGAACAAGAGGAGGAAGAACGGAAGAGAGAAGAGAACACUAGCAAUGAGAGCACUGAUGUCAGCAAAGGAGAUAGCAAAAAUGCCAAAAAGAAGAACAAUAAGAAGACCAGUAAAAAUAAGAGCAGCUUGAGUCGUGGUAAUAAAAAGAAGCCUGGAAUGCCCAAUGUCUCCAAUGACCUUUCCCAGAAACUGUAUGCCACUAUGGAGAAGCACAAGGAGGUAUUCUUUGUGAUUCGUCUAAUGGCUGGUCCUCAAGCCAACUCCCUGCCUCCCAUCAUUGAACCUGACCCACUCAUUCCGUGUGACUUAAUGGAUGGGCGUGAUGCCUUCCUCACCCUUGCCAGAGACAAACACCUUGAAUUUUCCUCACUACGAAGGGCAAUGUGGUCAACUAUGUGCAUGCUGGUAGAGCUGCACACUCAGAGCCAGGACCGUUUUGUUUAUACCUGCAAUGAAUGCAAGCACCACGUGGAGACAAGGUGGCAUUGCACUGUCUGUGAGGAUUAUGACCUGUGCAUCACCUGCUACAACACUAAAAACCACGAGCACAAGAUGGAGAAACUGGGUCUUGGUAUUGAUGACGAGAGCAACAACCAGCAGACAGCCACCACUCAGAGCCCUGGAGAUUCGCGUCGCCUGAGCAUCCAACGCUGCAUCCAGUCCUUGGUCCAUGCCUGCCAGUGUCGCAACGCCAACUGUUCACUGCCGUCCUGCCAGAAGAUGAAGAGGGUUGUCCAACACACCAAAGGUUGCAAGCGCAAAACCAAUGGAGGAUGCCCAAUUUGCAAGCAGCUCAUUGCUCUUUGCUGCUACCAUGCUAAGCACUGCCAGGAGAACAAGUGUCCCGUGCCCUUUUGCCUCAACAUCAAACACAAGCUUCGUCAGCAACAGCUUCAGCAUCGCCUGCAGCAGGCCCAGAUGCUUCGAAGGAGGAUGGCGAGCAUGAACAGGACCGGCAUGGUAGGCCAGCAGCAGCCACUGCCCUCGCCAACACCAGCCACACCAACUACUCCAACAGGCCAGCAGCCCCCAACUCCACAGACCCCACAGCCGCAGCCUCCACCCCAGCCUGCCUCGCAGCCACAACCUGCACCUCCCAAUAACGUGCCUCCAUUUAACAUUUCAAGAAUUCAACCUUCUGGUGCUGUGUCGCAAGGCAAGGCAGGUGGCCAGGUAACUCCUCCAACAACUCCUCAGACUGCUCAGCCACCUAUCCAGGGCCCUCCUGCAGCUGCAGUGGAAAUAGCCAUGCAGAUACAGCGAGUAGCAGAUCACCAGCGGCAGAUGGCUCAUGUUCCAAUUUUCCAGAGGCCAAUUCAACACCAGAUGCCCCAAAUGAAUCCAAUACAGCCUAUGGGUGUAACACAGCCUCAGAUGGCCAGAGGUCCUGGUGGCCACAUAGAUCAAGGAAUGGGACCAACAGGUCUUCAGCAACAGCCUGCAUGGGCCCAGGGUGGGUUGCCCCAACCUCAGCAGCUGCAGCCAGGAAUGCAGAGACCCUCAAUGAUGUCAAUGGCCCAGCCUGGGCAGCCGAUGAAUAUGUCACCACAGCCAGGAAUGGGUCAAGUACCUGGUGCAGCUCAGUCAAAACCAAGUUCUCUGCCCCAGGCAGCCUUACAAAACCUGCUGCGGACUCUCAGGUCACCCAGCUCUCCCAUGCAGCAGCAGCAGGUACUUAACAUCCUGCACUCCAACCCUCAGCUGUUAGCCGCUUUCAUCAAGCAGCGGGCUGCCAAGUAUGCUGGGAACCAGAAUCCACAGGGCAUGCCAGGCCAGCCUGGAAUGCCGCAGGGGCAACCAGGGCUGCAGCAGCAGCAGGCUAUGUCUGGGCAGCAAGGUGUGCACCCAAAUCCAGCCAUGCAAAACAUGAAUCCGAUGCAAGCGGGUGUCCAGAGGCCCAGCAUGCCGCAGCAGUCACCACCCCAGCAGCCUCCACCCCAGCAGGCCAUGGGUGGGAUGAAUCCUCAGGCACAGCCAAUGAACAUGAAUCACUCAGCAAUGUCUCCCCAGUUUCGGGAUCUCCUUAUGAGACGACAUCAAAUGAUUGAACAGCAGCGUCAGCAGCAGCAGCAGCAGCAGCAGCAGCAAGGAGCAGGACCAGGGCUGGGUCCUGGCAUGGCCAACCAUAACCAAUUCCAACAGCCCCAGGGAGUCGGGUACCCCCAACAGCAGCAGCAACGGAUGCAGCAUCACAUGCAGCAGAUGCAGCAAGGAAACAUGGGACAAAUGAGCCAGCUUCCACAAGCAAUGAGUGCGGACACAGGAUCAAGUUUGCAGCAAGCUUUCCAGCAGCGGCUACUCCAGCAGCAGAUGGGAUCACCAGCUCAGCCCAAUCCCAUGAGCCCCCAACAGCACAUGCUCCCUAGCCAGGCCCAGUCCCCACACUUACAAGGCCAGCAGAUUCCAUCAUCGCUCACCAAUCAAGUGCGUUCCCCACAGCCGGUCCCCUCACCACGUCCCCAGUCCCAGCCACCCCAUUCCAGCCCUUCCCCUAGGAUGCAGCCUCAACCUUCUCCACAUCACGUCUCCCCACAGACCAGCUCCCCACAUCCAGGACUGGUAGCUGCCCAAGCUAACCCUAUGGAUCAGGGGCAUUUUGCCAGCCCGGACCAGAGUGCAAUGCUUUCUCAGCUUGCUAGCAAUCCAGGCAUGGCAGGUCUCCACGGUGCAAGUGCCACAGAACUGGGACUCAGCUCAGAUAAUUCAGACUUGAAUACAAACCUUUCACAGAGUACACUAGACAUACACUAAGACACAUUGUAGCAUUUUGGGAGCAAAAAAACCUUAUUUUCACAAGACUUUUUGUACUGAAGACAAUUUUUUUUGAAUCUUUCUUAGCAGAACAUUUUUCCCUGGAAUACAUCUGAACUCUGCAGCAGUAGUUUAUGGUUUUAAAAACUCAAAACCAACAAAAUGAACCUGAGGGACAAUAGAAUACAAAGAAAAUAUAUUUUUGUUAUGGCUGGGAUCCUAAACCAGUCUUUUUUCUUGUUUUUGUUUUCCCAUCGCGUGCGUUGGGGAGGUGCUUGGGAAGGGAAUAGUUAUUUGGCUGCUGACCAAAUGACCCUUCUCUGGCCUCCAAUAGGUUUUAUUUUUUUUUAAAUUAAUGAAAAUAUGUAAUAUUGAUAGUUAUAAUUUACUGAGGCAGAUGGUUAACUUUUUCCCUAUUCUGGUUUUCCUCAUGUCUACUGCAAAAAAAAAAACAGAACAUUACCUAAAACUGGAGGACAAAAAAGGGUGAAUGUUGCUUUAAAAAUACAGUGCAUAUAUAUAAAUAUAUAUUAAAGAUAAAUACCAAUUUUUCCUCUUUGGUUGGAAAGAUGUCAAUUCUUUUAAAAACUGUAAAAAAAAUAUUAAGUAACCCAGUCUCCCUCCCGAAGUCUACUUUUGUCCUCCAAGAAUUUUCUAUACCAGAGUCUGAGCUUAAACUUCAAGUAUUAAAAUUUGUACAUGUAGAGAGAAGACAACUUUUUUGCAAAUACACGGGGGCAGCUGCCAAAUGGAUGUAGUAUAUAUAUUGUGGUUUGUUUUCUUGAAAGAUUUUUUUUGUUAUUUUUACAUCUAACAAAGGAAAAAAAUAAAGAGGGUAAGAAACUAUUCCAAGGGUAUAAUUUUAACCUGAGAGAAAAUCCCUGGGGUUUCUUCUUUAUGCUUGCUUUCUCUUUCCCUCCCCUCCCUUUUCCUCCUCUUCCAUUUUCUGUAAAACUUGAAAAUAGAAAGCAAAAAACCCUCAAAUGUUGUAAAUCAUGCAAUUAAAGUUGAUUACUUAUAAAUAUGAACUUUCGAUCACUGUAUAGACUGUUAAUUGAUUUCUUAUUACCUAUUGUUAAAUAAACUGUGUGAGACAGACUGA